AUGCCCGUGGUGGCAGGAGCUGCCGGUCCUGGCCCCCACAACCCUGGACCUUGCAAGGUCAUCAUCCAGGUCAGCCCUGAAGCAGGACUUGUGGAGUCAUCCCAGAACCAGCCUGUCAUCCUGACACAGGCUCCACUCAACUGGGGGACCGCAGAAGCUCCUACUGCGGUGGCAGGGCAUCCUGCACCACUCUACUUGGUGGCCCCCAUCAUCCUCCCAUCCAGCAGUGGGACACUGACCCAGUGGGUUUGUGGGGACAGUGGUCCGGCGGCCACCCGGAGCCAGUCACUGCCUAAAAGCUCCAGAAACCCCAACAGCGUCUACGAGAACUUCCGGCGCUGGCAGCGCUUCAAGGCCCUGGCCCGGAGGUACCUUCCUCAGACUCCGGACACUGAGGCCCUUUCCUGCUUCUUCAUCCCGGUGCUGCGCACCCUGGCCCGCCUGAAGCCCACCAUGAGCCUGGAGGAAGGCCUGCACCGGGCCCUGCAGGAAUGGCAGGGCAAGAGCAACUAUGACCGCAUGAUCUACUACGACAUGGCGGCCAAGUUCAUGGAGUUCGAGGCCGAGGAGGAGAUGGAGGUGCAGAAACUGCAGUGGAUGAACGGAGCGCAGGGCCUGCCACUCCCCGCCCCACCCAGGCCUGGGCCUCAGGGGGCUCCAGGCCCACCGCCAGACCAGCAGACAGCCCGCCCCAAGACACACAAAUCUCAGCAGCCCCCCGAGACCAAGGCCCCUGAGGAGAUCCCUCCUGAGGCCGUGCAGGAGUACAUGGACAUCAUGGACGAGCUGCUAAAGGCCCCCGACUCAGUCUGCAGGGCACCCCUCGGCCAACGGGCAGUGGACAGGGAGGAGCAGCAGGAGGAGGCUGGGACCUGCCCUGACCCGGGGCUCCUGAGCUAUGUGUACGAGCUGUGCUCCCAGGAGGCCUUCGUCACCAAGGCUGAGGCGAUCCUUCAUCCCAGCUUCCUGGAGUACCUGGUCUCCCCAGAGUCCCAGCUGGAUUUCCCGGCCCUGGCUGAGGAGCUGGAGGAGGAGGAAGGACUCACCCCCGCACAGCUUGUGGAAAAGCGUCUGCAGACCCCGCAGGACAAGGAGGUCAUGAAGGCUCGUCCCCAACACCAGGUGUCCCUAAAGGACUCGAGUCCAGCUGAGAGUGCAGUUCCAGAGAUGUUUCCAUCAUUUGCGUUAUGGGCCUGUCCUAUUGUUUCUGAGAGACGGCAGAGAUUGAUCAUCAUCUGGGAAGAUAUGCUCGCCUUCGACACAGAGGAGAGUCUACCAACGUGGACACAGACAACUCUUUCAGCAGGUGCCCAGUGGCCUCAGUGGCCUGCCCUCCUGCCAGAACUCUUUCCUUGA
Molecule: messenger RNA, 1356 nt
Organism: Sorex fumeus (smoky shrew)
Lineage: Eukaryota; Metazoa; Chordata; Mammalia; Eulipotyphla; Soricidae
Product: NUT family member 2G-like
Exons: 8
Coding region: 1-1356 (451 amino acids)
Source: RefSeq, a predicted model, not a curated record